Messenger RNA from Colletotrichum spaethianum, 3414 nucleotides. RefSeq lists its product as uncharacterized. The record is from RefSeq and is a predicted model, not a curated record. The coding region runs from base 1 to 3414 and encodes 1137 amino acids. NCBI's taxonomy places the organism in Eukaryota, Fungi, Ascomycota, Sordariomycetes, Glomerellales, Glomerellaceae. The transcript is spliced from 3 exons.
AUGUCUGGAGGCUCCCGGAGCCUCUCUGUCGAGACCACAAAGUCGGAUCGCGACACUUCAAGCUCCUCCAACGCACAACACGCCGACGACGCUGCCACACAAGACUCUGCCAUGAAGAUAGACACUGGUCCUUCCACCCCGCAGACGCCAGAGCCCCAGUCGACUGCACAAGAGCCCCCGACCGAGCCUUCCUCUAGUCGGGUCACGAUAAACCUGCGCAACACCGCCCAGCCCGACCCCCUCUCCUCAUCCCCUGUUUCCCCGACGCCGCAGACGUUGCCGGACCGGCCGACCGAACCUUCAGAUGGUGUUAAGAAGAGUGUGGAAGACUUGGAGGAAGUCGACAUGGCGCAAGCUCCCAUCGAGAUCACGGACACCCCGCCUUCUUCCUCUUCAAGCCCACAGAGCCCCGAGGUGGAAGUAGUUGCCAUACCCGACGACGACCAGGAUGCCCCGUUCGACGAGGAGGUCAGCAUUAUCCGCGAGGAUGCCGCAUCCUUCGAUCCAACCCCCGAAUUCCCAUACCAUGAUGCCCACGAGUCGCUGCCAGAGACGGUUAGCAAGCUGGUCAACUACCUCUCUUCUCAAGCACCACCAGAGGAGGCUGUGCUGGAGUCUCUGCGUUCCUGGACAGUCCAAUACACGAAAUACGUCGGCAUCGUCGGAACGAGAGCCGCACAACCGGUCUCGCCGGAAAGCCGGCAGAUCGUCGCCGACUUCUUCAUCGCAUACUCCAGAAUGGCGGCUCACUUUGUUGAGUUCGAUCUUCUGACUGCUCAGGCAUUCCAUACAUCUCCAGACGACGAGCGCCGACAACCAGAGUUUCUUCUUUACCGGUUUCUACAACCACUAACAUCCUUCGCAAGGAGAGAACACAACCGGAUUCAGAACGGUCAAAUGCAUGAAGAAGAGAUGCUUAGUACGGAGAUGAUGAACACGUUUCAGUCGGGAAUUGGCAGCAUCAAGGGAUUGAUCAAGCUCGUCCAAAUGCACGUUAGCAACGCGCCGAGGUACCAGCAUCUGAUGGAUGUGCUUUCACCCAUCUGCAACGUUGCGGCCCUCAUUCUGCAAAAGACCAUUCAAGGCGUUCACCCUGAUGCUUCUCCUCAGAGCCUGGAAAUUGCAAAAGGUCGCUUGGCGGAUGGUCAUCUGCUUUACAACCUGGCUUCGAAUGCAUUGCACAGGACGAUUGAAAACAAGGUGACCCAGCUCUCGAACGAAAUGACACAGAGUCUUGUCACUUCCUUGUCGGACAUCCUUAAAAUCUCUUUGGGUGGUGAUCAUAGGCUGGCUGCAGAGCGGCUCAAAGCACAUCGGCAAGCGCACCCCGACCUGCCGCAUCGGUUUACGCCGGAGGCCAUCUCAUCGGAAUGGCGAUUGGGCGUGUUCGGGAAACUGAUUACGUCAAGCCAAAUGCAACUGCGUGUAAUGGCGGCUUCUACUAUGUGUCAUGAUCUGGUCACCUGCUGGAAAAGAUACAAUGAUAACGAGGACGAGGACUGCAAGCUCUUUUUGAACUACGUGGCUGAAUACCUCCUUCGAACCAAGCUGGUCGACUACAUCCUGGGACCAACUUGUCAUCCCGAAAUCACCGUCGAGAGCGGCAACAUCGUGGGCUUCUUGGUGGUCACGCGCUUCUACCGCAGCGAGCAAACAGACUUGCUCUGGCAGACGAUCACGACUACACAGGAUCCGCGGGUGUCGGAAGCCUUGAUUCGCAUGACAACGAGUAUCGUCAAUCUGUUCUACAAAGAGGAGUUGCUCUACUUGUGCAAAAAGCUACAAACCUUACCAAUCGACAACUUCACUCCACCCGUGCGAGGCCUUUGCGAAAACAGUCUCAGAGCGCUUCAGACUAAGAUUCAGCUCGCGGGGGAGACGCAGAGUGUUUUACCAUUGAGCAUCUGCAUCCGGCUUCUGCGCGAGUCUUCCAUAUACGUCUCGGACUCGGCUGUUGCUCACCCCGACGUUCACCAUUUUGCUUUGAACAAGCUGAGAGAGCUCGUGAGAGACGGUAUUGAGCCCGAAAUCCGCAAGGAAAUCUAUCACGAUUGCAUCAAGGACAUAGCCUCCAAAACACCCACGACGUUGGGCACCCUAUCAUGCCUUUCGGUGGCCUUGCGACCUGCCGUGGCUUCGGAGUUACGCGUGUUGACGACAGAACACAACCUGACUCUGUUACUAGUGGAUGAGCUCGAACAUGCGAUCGAGCAAGGCAAACAAGCCGGCAUCCGAAGGAUCAUUGGCGGAACCGUCAACCAUCCUCGCAGAGACCUCAUUGCCAACAUCCUGGUUUACGAGCCCUCCACGAUCACCUCCGACCUUGGACCACGCUUAUGGGACAUGCUUGUUGGUCAUGGCGCCGCAUGCCAGGACGAUCGGGACGACGGCUGGAAAAUUUUCAACGCCACCAGCCCAAAGACGGCUCAUGGAAACCCGUUCCUUUCGGUUUGCUUCAGCGAGUAUUUGCCUAGUCUUGCUCGUGACUGCCUCUGCGGAGGUGCUUUGGAGUUUGUCAGAAACGCGGUGCUCCCUCGCGUGAAUGACAUUAACGACAUCAUCUUGGAUGACGGUGAAAGCCUUGCGCAGAGUGGGGUCGAGCAACUCUGGCGUAUGAUUCUUGAUGCCGAAGAUGCCACGAUCGUGGCCAAGGAUAUGGCCCUCGUGGAUGCCGCAAUCCAGACGCUCGUGGGCGACAUUUACAUCGAUAGUGAAUCCAUCUUGGCGUAUCCGCAUCACAGGGCUUGCCAAGUUCACUUGGGGCUUGUGGCUCGCUGCCUCAAGCAGAUGGAAGACGCUGCAAACCGGCUGGAGGCUUUCAGCGACGGCACCCGGAGUGGUGACGAUGAGCCCAUGGUUAUUGUGGCAACCGAGGAACAGACACUGGAACAGGAACGCAUUUUCACACGAUCCCUUGCUGUUCUCCGGCACUUUUUGAAUGCGCACCAGGCCAAGGCUCAUUUCUCUGCACCCGACCUCCGUGCUCUGACGCCUGGCUCGCCAAGCGUGGCCGAAGGUGAGCCUGCUGAGCUCAAGUUUCAGUCUUUUGAUGGCAAUAUGCAGACGGAUAUCAUGCCCCUCGAGGUUGGAAGACAGAACACCGCUGCAUCGCUGCUGGCAAGCAUCCGCCAAGCAACUGGCUUCGACAACUAUCGAAUAUACUAUCGCGGCCACCCCUUCGCCCCCAACGAAAGCGAUGUAUGUCGUUCUCUCGAAGAAUUAAAAAUCCACGACGGCCUGAUCCUUGUCAAACGGGAAGAGACUGGGACAGCCAUGGCAUCUAGGAUCAAGCCAGGCGCCUCCCUGUUGGAAAUCGAAAUCCUGGGUCACUUCGAGCAACUGUGGAACUACUUGAGUAUGCAGGAGGCCAUUGCCGCAGAGGUAUGCAUCUUGACACCCCGCAUGAAGUGCUAG